Messenger RNA from Zea mays, 1139 nucleotides. Its product is annotated as RING-H2 finger protein ATL74. The transcript has a single exon. The coding region runs from base 275 to 877 and encodes 200 amino acids. NCBI's taxonomy places the organism in Eukaryota, Viridiplantae, Streptophyta, Magnoliopsida, Poales, Poaceae. The record is from RefSeq and is a predicted model, not a curated record.
AUUUUUGAACUCCAUCCACAGUUCACACCCCGGGGACGGGGAGUAGUAGCUGCCUUUAUCCGUUAUUCCAAAAGACGGCAAACAAAGACAGUGUGGGAGGGAGGAGGACAGGCACAGGCUACUGCUGGGUGGGAUCUGCUUCUAUCUAUCUAUAUAAAGGCAGGGCCACCCUCGCUCCGAUGCCCACACGCACACUUGAGCUUGCUCCGCUGCUCUCCUCUGCCACGAUAAGCCCGUGACCGUGGAGGGAAGGGAACAGAGCGAGCGAGAGAGGAUGCACGGCGCGACGACGACGAGGAAGCUCAUGUGGGGGACCAGCCCGGCGGCGGCUGGGUCGGACAGGCCCGACGACCACGACGUCGUCAUCGUGCUCGCCUCGCUGCUCUGCGCGCUCAUCGCCGUCCUCGGCGUCGGCCUCGUGGCGCGGUGCGCGUGCGGCGGGCGCGGGCCCCGCGCGCAGCAGGCUGCUGCUGCUGCUGCGGCGGCGGCGGCCAACAGAGGCGUCAAGAAGUCAGUGCUCCGCAGGAUCCCCACCGUGCCGUACGUCGCACCCGCCGCCGCCGCUUGCGGCAGCAGCAGCAGAAGCGAAGGGGACGCGGACGCGGAGGCGGUGGAGUGCGCCAUCUGCCUGGCGGAGUUCGAGGAGGGCGAGCCCACGCGCGUGCUGCCCCAGUGCGGCCACGCCUUCCACGCCGCCUGCGUCGACGAGUGGCUGCGCGGCCACUCGUCCUGCCCCUCCUGCCGCCGGCUCCUGUCCCACCAGCUGCCGCCCGGAGAGCGGUGCCGCCGCUGCGGCGCGCGGCCCCACGACGCCGGCGCCGCUGGGCCCGCGUGGAAGCCGACCUACUACAGCGCCAUGCCGCCGUUCCUGGCGUAGGCAGCAGAGCAAGUCUCCGGUCCGAAAAGCAAAUCUCACAGCUACUAAAUUUCUCGUCUGCUCCAUAGAUUUUCAGUAGUGCUUGCCUGUGGUUGGUUGGUAGUGAUCUGGGAUUUGCGGGAUCAAUCCACGGCUUACAGUCGUUUGUUGCAGCUGAAACACUGCAGUCUGCAGCAUACUAGUACCGUCCGUACCGGCUCUGACUGUACAGUUUGUAAAUACUCGAGUAAUUAACAUCGUCGCCGCAGCAUUAAUUGUGUUC